This is a messenger RNA of Danio rerio (zebrafish), 1393 nucleotides long. Lineage: Eukaryota; Metazoa; Chordata; Actinopteri; Cypriniformes; Danionidae. The record is from RefSeq and is a predicted model, not a curated record.
AGGUUACAUAGCUUAUCCAUGUAUGUUAUUGUUCGAUUAAGAAAAAAAGCAUUGUGAUUAAGUCAGUCUUCUGGAUAAUUUAUAUGUGGUAUAAAAAUAGCUCAGUGACAGUUGUUUCCACAAAGUCACAUGGGGUGUAUUGAAGGGUGAACUUCUCCAAAGACAAGCAGCAUUAGCUAUAAUGUCUCUAGAUAUAUCUCUCUGACUAUUACUGUUAUAUAAUCAUGAGCAACUCUUUAAUGCACUGGCUUUUACUACCAACACGGCUAAGCUUAUGGACCCUCUCUUUGGUCUAUUACAUUGUGGUGUAUGGCACAGCUGGACUGACUGCUUGCUUGAUUUUGAUCCGGAUCGCCUGGACUGGAUUAAAGGAUCCAUAUGGAACUUUUCAAUGGACCGUCCGAAAGAAACCCCCAGCCUGUCUUCAAGACCCUGAGCUUGGUGACCAUGCAUUUCUGAAGGGCAGGAGCUCAGGUUUGAGGUUUCAUUAUGUGACUAAAGGAGACCACAAAAAGCCUCUAAUGCUGUUCCUUCAUGGAUUUCCAGAGAACUGUUGCAGGUACUCGUGGCGUCAUCAGCUCCUGGAGUUUAGCGGUGAUUUCCACACGGUGGCGCUCGACCUGCGCGGCUGCGGAGCUUCAGACGCGCCCGUCCGGCUGGAGGAUUAUUUACUGGAGGCACUCCUGUACGACAUUAGAGACACCGUCGACCAGCUGGGGCACACCAGCUGCAUUUUGGUGGGUCAUGACUGGGGUGGGAUGCUGGCAUGGCAUUUUGCCCUGGAGCGGCCAGACAUGGUGCAGCUCCUCAUAGUGAUGAACGCCCCUCAUCCCGCCUCAUGGCUGGGUAAGAAACUGUUUCGACCAGUCAUAAUUUCACUUCUGUUUUUCAACAUUGUUCUGCACUUGGUUCGAAGUCUAUUUUGUGGCAAGAAUGUGGGCAUCAGGAACAGAUCCAGAAGACUGACGGAGAGCCAGCUGGAGGGUUACCUGUACCCGCUGUCCCAGCCUGGAGGUCUCACAGCCCCGCUCAACUACUUCCGCUCUCUCCUAAGUAACACUCUUUACAAGCACCAGGACGUCGCUGUGCCCUGCAUGUUAAUUUGGGGUGAAGCAGACAACAUCCUGGUAGAGGGCAUGUCUGGAGGGACACGGCCUUAUGUGAGGGGUCCGGUCACCAUUCACACCAUUCCCGAAUGCAGCCACUGGGUUCAACAGGAUCAGCCUGAGAUAGUCAACAAACUCAUAUGGGACUUUGUUCUGGAUAAAGACGUCAUAAAACACUAUCGCUAAUCGCCUUCGGUUCAUCUGAAGCAAUGAAGAGUUAUUGGCUGUAACAAAGGUUUCUAUGCAGCUUUUCAUUGGUGUGAAUAAAGACUUGCCUUUAGUCAGGG